ACACCUCCCGCACAGAUCGCUUGGCUUGGACUAAAGAGCUACCUGCAGCAUGAAGGCAACAGGUGCCUUAGUGCUUCUCAGCCUGCUGCUGCUCUCUUUCUUCUCGGAUGUAGCAGGUCAAGACAUUGAAGAGAUUUGUAGAGAGUUUAUAAACAGAAAUGUGUACUGCACGAGGGAGUCCAACCCUCACUGCGGCACGGAUGGCAUCACGUAUGGAAAUAAGUGUGCCUUCUGCAAGGCAGUGCUGAGAAGUGGAGGGAAAAUAAGAUUGAAGCACCUCGGCAAAUGCUGAAUCCUCACUGUCACCAAACAGCAACAGCUGAGCCCCCGUCAGCAAUGGCUGCAGAUGCCUGCACAUGGACACGGGAGCAGCUUGCCCUCAUCUUCGCCGCCUCUGCUCAAUAAAA
Molecule: messenger RNA, 407 nt
Organism: Athene cunicularia (burrowing owl)
Lineage: Eukaryota; Metazoa; Chordata; Aves; Strigiformes; Strigidae
Product: serine protease inhibitor Kazal-type 6-like
Exons: 4
Coding region: 50-292 (80 amino acids)
Molecular function (GO): protein binding
Source: RefSeq, a predicted model, not a curated record